AUACCCAUCUCUUCUACUUUUUGCGUGUUUUGACUUUGAAUAUACACUCCUUAUUUCUUAUCACCUCAUAUAUAAACCUAACUCUCUCUUCUCCAAAUUAUUAUCAACAAAUUAUCUAUUUCUCUCAUUACAUCCUUUCAUUAGGGUUUUACUUCAAAUAACUUAAAUUUUUUUAACUUCAAAUGGAAGAUAUUGAUGUUCCUUCUUUUUUUCUGUGCCCUAUUUCUCUUCAAAUCAUGAAAGAUCCGGUCACUGUACCAACCGGAAUAACUUACGACCGCGAAAGCAUCGAAAAAUGGCUGUUUUCGGGCAAGAAGAAUACGUGUCCGGUUACGAAACAAACUAUCUCAGGUUGUGAGUUGACUCCCAACUUAACUCUAAUGAGAUUGAUUCAAUCUUGGUGUACUCUCAAUGCUUCGUAUGGAAUCGAACGGAUCCCGACUCCGAAACCUCCGAUCAGUAAGCUGCAGAUUGUCAAGCUUAUUAGAGAUGCUAAGUCGCCUCAGCAACAGGUUAAGUGUUUGAAGAAAUUGCGUUCGUUGGCUAAUGUGAGCGAUGCGAAUAAAAGAAGCAUGGAAACAUCAGGUGUUGUAGAGUUCUUGGCUUCGAUCGUUAACAAUUUCGAUUCGUUUUCGUAUGAGGAAUUGUCUAAUGACGGGUUUGGGCUCGAUGUUGUUAGACCGAGCGACGAGGCGUUGAGUUUUCUUUAUAAUCUUCAAUUAUCGGAAUCCGGUCUCAAGAUUCUUGUCGGAAAGAAUGGCGAAAUUUAUCAAUCUUUAACGAGAGUUAUGCGUAACGGAAACUACGAGUCUCGAGCUUAUGCAAUUCUUUUAUUGAACUCGGUUCUUGAGAUUGCUGAUCCGAUUCACCUUAUCAAUUUAAGAUCCGAACUCUUUGUCGAGGUAGUUCAAGUUCUAGCCGAUCAAAUCUCUCAUCAAGCCUCGAAAGCCGCAUUACAAUUACUUGUGAAUCUUUGUCCAUGGGGAAGAAAUAGAAUCAAGGCCACCGCGGCCAAUGCAGUCUCAAAUUUAAUCGAUCUUCUUCUCGAUUCGUCCGAGAGAAGAACAUGCGAAAUGGCGUUAACCGUUCUUGAUUUGCUUUGCCAAUGUGCGGAAGGACGCGCGGAAUUGUUGAAGCACGGAGCAGGACUAGCCGUUGUAUCCAAGAAAAUAUUAAGAAUUUCGCAAUUUGCAAGUGAGAAAGCGGUGAGGAUUCUGUUAUCGAUUUCGAAAUACUCCGCGACGUCGAAUGUGGUUCAAGAAAUGUUGCAGAUUGGUGCUGUGGCUAAGUUAUGUUUGGUGCUUCAAGUGGAUUGUGGUAGCAAGAACAAAGAAAAAGCAAGAGAAGUACUUAAAUUGCAUGCUAGGGUUUGGAAAAAUUCUCCUUGCAUACCUACAAAUCUUUUAUCUUUUUAUCCAUCUUAAUUAAAAAUGCAAGUAGCUAUAGCUAGUCAUAGUUUCAAUCUUCUUCUCAAUUGUAAUUUAACAAUUUUUGUGUACAAAAUUCAUACAGAAAAUAGACAAAAAAUUGUGUCUAUUAGUACAAUUUGAAAAUCUAUUGUUUGUUUCUAUUUGGAGGAAAUCAAUGAUUAAUAACAAAUUCAGAUCUUUAUAAGUCACUUCACUAA
Messenger RNA from Mercurialis annua (annual mercury), 1627 nucleotides. RefSeq names its product E3 ubiquitin-protein ligase PUB22. Gene Ontology annotation, biological process: protein ubiquitination. The transcript has a single exon. The record is from RefSeq and is a predicted model, not a curated record. Bases 183 to 1424 code for a protein of 413 amino acids. Gene Ontology annotation, molecular function: ubiquitin protein ligase activity. Lineage: Eukaryota; Viridiplantae; Streptophyta; Magnoliopsida; Malpighiales; Euphorbiaceae.